Molecule: messenger RNA, 3465 nt
Organism: Brassica rapa (field mustard)
Lineage: Eukaryota; Viridiplantae; Streptophyta; Magnoliopsida; Brassicales; Brassicaceae
Product: glutathione S-transferase F5-like
Biological process (GO): glutathione metabolic process
Cellular component (GO): cytoplasm
Molecular function (GO): glutathione binding; glutathione transferase activity
Source: RefSeq, a predicted model, not a curated record
ACCAAAUCUAUCUCAAGAAAAUAAAAUUCAGUGUAUAGAGAAGGUAGCAAAAAUGAGUUCCUCUAAAUUGUCGGUAACGUUAGCUCUCAUGAUUGUGAUCAUGUCCAUUUCUUAUGAAGCAUACGCAUUAGCUCACAAAGAUGGAUACAAGAUUUAUGGCUAUCCUUCCUCCCCCAACACUAGGCGCGCCCUGGCUGUUCUCCACGAGAAAGGUCUCUCGUUCGAUCGCAUCACCGUCAACUUGACUACCGGUGACCCGCAGAAGCCAAGUUUUCUCCCUAUUAAUCCAUUUGGUCAAGUCCCAGUUUUCCUAGACGGACAUCUUAAGUUGAUUGAAUCCCGAGCCAUAUCGCUAUACAUCGAGACUGUUCAUAGAUCAAGAGGCACAAAACUCCUGAAUCACAAAAAUUACAAGAAAAUGGGAACAGAAACAAUGUGGAUGUAUGUCGAAUCUUUUGAGUUUGAUCCACCCGCAUCGAUACUCGUUUGAGAGCAAACCAUCAAGCCUCUGAAGGGUCUAAAGGCGGACUAUAAAGUUGUAAAUGAAACCGAGACGAACCUAGGGAAGGUUCUAGAUGUCUACGAAGAACGACUGAAAAACUCGAGAUUCUUGGCUAGUAACAGAUUCACAUUAGCUGAUCUUUUUCAUCUUCCUAAUAUAGAAUAUCUUAUGAACACAACUACAAAGAGACUGUUCGAAACCAGGCCUAACGUACACAGGUGGGUGGCUAAGAUUACGGCUAGACCGGCUUGGAAGAAAGCUUGUGACGCCAAAGCUUGGUACGAUAAGAAGAAGAAUUAGUAAAAAUUAAGAACUUUAUGUGCAAAGUGUGUGUGUCUCGUUUGAGUGUUUAUUUUAAUAUUUAUAACCUGGUGCUAUGAGCUUAUAAGAAGCUUGUUGUGCUUGUUACCUGUAAGUUUGAUGUUAUAUGAAUAAAAGGCAAAACUUAUUUCAGUAAAUAAGGUUAACCCGAAUUUCUAGUAAUUAAUACCACAUUGACCACAUGGUCGUCAAAUCAAAACUUGUGUGAGAAUAUAUGUGUUGUGUGUUUUCGUAAAAAAAAAAAGAAUAUGUGUGUUGUGUGUGUUUGGGUCUUUGUUUGUGAGCCUGUGUUGUUUGUCUGUGUGGUGGGGUAUUGUAUUGUAAGAAUAAGAUUCUAUGUAUUUGGUUUAUGUGUUAUCUGAUGCAUAUAUGGAAUUAUCACUGAAAUAAUAAUUAUUAAUAAUUCAUUCAUGUAUGCUCUUGUUGUUGCAAUAUCACUGAUAAUUUCUCUAUCAAAUUGCAUUAUUUCAAAGUUUAUUUCAAAGUUUAUUUCAAAGUUAUGUACCAAUCUUAGUUUACAUAUACCUUCUCUGACAUUUCUUUGUUUGGCAAGAAUAUUUAACAUAGUCAGACAUAUGUUUAAAUAUUUCAAUUCUGUAUACGCAUAUUAUAUUAGCGAUCCUUCAAUUUUUCUUUAAUGUUAGUCACUGACGUAUACUUUCUUUUAUUUAGACUAACUAGGUGAUAAUCCGCGCAUGGCAUAUAAUAUAUAUAUAUAUAUUUUUUAAUGAAUAUAUUUCUAGUAUAUAUUAACAUAUAAAAUUAAAAAGAUAAAUAAUUAAUUAAUUUUAUUAAUAAUUUAAAAAAUAUGUUUAGAUAAAAACUAUUAUUUUAAAAUAAAUUUUAUAAUUAAAAUAUCUAUUUUUAAAAAUAAUUUUCACAUUUAAAAUAAAUUAUAUUAUAUUUUAAAUGUGAAAACAAUAUUUAAAAAAAAAUAUUUUUAUUGUAAAUUAAUUUUAGAAAUCAAAAUUUUAUUUUCUAGAUAUAAAAAUAAUUUUAUGAUAUUAUUAAAUAAAAUAAAUAAAUUAAUUAUACAUUUUCUUUAAUUUUAUAAAUUAUAAAUGCAAAUACUGUUUUAAAAGUUUCAUAUGAGAGCACUGGCCAGAGAGCAUUUGGAGAGCAUUAGCAUUUAGAGAAUGAUCUCCAAAUGUUUUUCUAACAAUUGUUUUUUUUUUUUUACAGCUAAUGCUCUAACAAUUGCUGAUUGAAUAAUUUAGAGCAUAAUGCUAAUGUUAAUGCUCUACCAGUCAAAGCCUUAAUCAUCACAACAUGUAUUUACCAACACAUUGGGCUCAUAAGGAAAAUGAUAAGGAUUUAUCAACAUUCGUCUUUCCAAAUAAUGCAAAUUGAUGAACAAUAAGAUUAUUAGUCUAUUAAAAUUUAUUGAGAUUUCUUAAUCUCAAUGUCUUGGUGCUUAAGUUAAGGAAUUGCAUCAAUUUAUUAUGGAUUUUCCUUUUGAAUUUUAUGUACUUUGUAAUAUCAAUAAAUUAUGAUUUAUAGCGAUAUCGCGUAAUAUCAAUCCGUUUGAAUUUAUGUAGUUCCUAAUAUUGUUUCUUUUGAAUUAAUAUUGUGCAAGUAAUGACAUGAUUAUGAUUUAUCAUUAUGAUGGCCAUUAUCAUAAUGACAUGAUUAGGAUUUGUAAUGUAUUAUAGGAAAAAAUAACCGUCAUUAUUUCGGUCAAAAAUAUUGAAUUGCAUACCAAAUUUUGUUUGAAAGAGAUUGAGAUGGAGUAGAAAACACGUAGAACAUGUACUAUAUAGAUCACUAAAUUUUGAUUAUAACAUAUAGAUUGCUAUACAAAGCAUAUACAAAUGGACUAAAAAAGAUUAUCAUAAUAACAAAAGUUUGAUAUACAAAUAUCAUAGUUAUAAGUUAUGACAUAUAGAUUGAUAUACAAAUUUUUAAUAUUAAAAACACGUAAAAUUUUUUAAAAAAAGUUGAAAAGCUCAGCAUGAUCCGAGAGGACUUACAUGUUGGGGUGGAAUACUAAAGUCAUUAGUUAUAACAUAUAGAUUGAUAUACAAAUUUUAAUAUUAAAAAAUUAAAUUGUAACUAAUAACUUUUGUAAAGAAUAAAAAUUUACAAUUUUAACACUAUAUAUAAAAUCAAAUGUAAUAAUAUAAUUAUAUUUAAUAUUGUUGUAUGAAUUUAGAAUUCUAGUUGGAGAUGAUGUGAUAAUAUUACACCAAAAUAUUAUUUGAUGCCUUGGCUUCCACAAGUUGAGAUCUACUGACACACUUCGCUCUUAUAUAAAUAUACAUUACAUCAAACUGGUCGAAUAAGGUAAGAAGGCUAAUCAAUUAUUCGAAAUUACACUAUCCAUAAUGUCUUUAUCAUGCAUAUAAAAUGAAAACAUAUACUAUAAUGACUUUGUAAGUUUAUUUGGCAAUGGCAUAACAUAACAUGUAAUUAGCCUAGAGAAGAGAGAGUUUUUCAAUAAAGUGUGCGAGGUGCAUUGUGGUGCUGGCAUCUAAUAAAUGACAAAGUUGUUAAUCAUACAUGAGGGUGAAGUUUAUUUUUAAAAAUGUACCUCAAAUAAAAAGAGGGUAGUAGUAUGGUAAAUUUAGGAUGCACAUGCAAAAGUCAAUAUUAAGAAAAACUAAGGAAAGAAAUUGACAAUUACAUGUAAAGAGAGAAUUAAU